UUGAGAGCAAGUCAUUUGAUUCCCCCAUUGGUCAGCUUUUUCUUGUCACUCCAAAAGUGGAUUUUGUUGCAGGAAAUGAAGAUUCAGCAUGUUAUACUUCUCCUGCUGCCCUUGCUGGGCCAGUGUGAUCUCCAUUAUCCCAUGAACUGUGCAGAGCUGCAUGCUAGUGGGGUGGUCAGUGGGGUUUACACCAUCUAUCCUGAUGGUGUUAACUCUGCUGUUGGAGUUUACUGUGACAUGGGCUGUCACAACAGCGAGGAGAGGGCUGUCACAACAGAUGAGGGAGGAUGGACUGUGUUUCAGAGAAGAAUGGAUGGUUCAGUGAACUUCUACAGGCCAUGGAACCAGUAUAAGGAAGGGUUUGGGAAUACCUCGGGCGAGUACUGGCUGGGAUUACAGUCACUUCACCAACUCACCAGAAAUAAGCCACACGAGCUGAGAGUGGACAUGGAAGACUUUGAGGGCAACAGGGUUUUUGCCAGGUACUCCUCCUUCUCUGUCGCAUCAGAGGAAGAGGGAUACAAGCUGACUGUGAGUGGCUUCACCAAUGGAGGCGCUGGAGACUCUUUGACUCACCACAAUGGGAAGAAUUUUAGUACAUUUGACAAGGACCAAGACAAUUAUGAUGAUAACUGUGCUAGCAAAUAUCUUGGAGGGUACUGGUAUGAUACUUGCCAUGUUUCCAAUCCCAAUGGUGUUUACUUGUGGGGCCCUACAGAUCAUUACGCUAUUUCUGUGAAUUGGCACGCCUUUAAAGGGUACCAUUAUUCACUGAAAUUCAUCGCUAUGAAGAUUAGGCAUGUGGCUUAGAAAUCCGUGUAAGAGCCUCUUUGUUUAGAAGUGAUGUGAUACUUAAGGAGUGUGUGGAUUAUUCCAUCUCUCUCUCUCUCUCUCUCUCUCUCUUUCUGAUAUCUUUUUGGAGGUUUUGAUAAAGCGUGAAGUGGGAUUCUGGUCCAUUACCCACAAUUAACAAUUAACAAUUGUUAAUCUAGCUACCUUUGAACUGGUUUUCUUAUAAUAUCACGUUGUACCACAGUACAUGUGCCGCUGUACUGAAUGCAAUGCAAGUCAACGGAGGAAUGGCAUUUACCUGUGUUAAAGACAACUGAAAUCCUACAGAAUAAGGUGGCGAGCAGACAGGACGAUGCACUGAGUGCCGUCUUUUUUCUAUUGUUUUCUUUUGGCAGUGAGCAAUGCGCCUCACGUUUUGUGCGCCUGCUCCUGCCUCGUGUUUUUACAAAGGCGGUCUGAGUUUCAACUCGAAGUGGAAAAGUGGCCAACGUCAUUCACAUUUUUAUGAAAACAGAGUGCACCUCACUUUUUACAAGCGCCAAAGUGCAUCCCUCCUGGCUGAUCGUACCCUAACACAUAGCUCCUUUAAGCCUGAUCCUAGACUGAAAUAAAUGAAAAUCCCCAAGAAGACAAGCUGAGUGUGGGACUCAAUUCAUCUAUAGGAAACUGGACAUUCUUUUUUUAGCGUGGUAUAAAUAUGGUGAUCUGUGUACAAAAAUACCUUAAUAACUGUAAUGGGUGUGGUCAUGCAAUUGCCUAGGUGUUAACUCUUAAUAAACAUUUGAAGCAUA
Molecule: messenger RNA, 1583 nt
Organism: Alosa sapidissima (American shad)
Lineage: Eukaryota; Metazoa; Chordata; Actinopteri; Clupeiformes; Clupeidae
Product: microfibril-associated glycoprotein 4-like
Exons: 6
Coding region: 76-810 (244 amino acids)
Biological process (GO): elastic fiber assembly
Source: RefSeq, a predicted model, not a curated record